AUGAACAUCAAGUCUACACUCUGGAUUCUGCUCUUUAUUUUCAUACAAAAGGGAUCUCUGCAGGAGGAUUAUGAAUAUGAUUAUAAAGAUCAGCCUCAGAACUGCUCCGUCACAGAGAGCAUCAAAGGUGGACAUGUCACCUACUCACAGGACGGUUUGCAGGGCAGUAUUUUGACGUAUCACUGUGGCCUGGCACAGUAUCCACACCCUGUUAGCUACAGAACCUGUGAAGCGGAUGGAGAGUGGUCACCCAUGAGACUACCGAGUGGCAGACUCGUGUCCAGGCCCACGUGCAAAGACGUGUUGUGUCCCGGUCAGCUCCAGUUAGACAAUGGUGACUUUUGGCCCAGGAAUCAGUGGUUCAGAGUUGGCACAUCGCAGAGCUUUUCCUGCCAGGAGGGGUUCACCUUGUACGGGUCAGAGCAAAGGAACUGCACUUUAUCCGGACACUGGACAGGAGCCACUCCAGUCUGUGCCGAUCAUGCUGAUGAUUGUGAUGACCCGGGGAUCCCGCCGGGUGCAGAAAGGUCAGCCAGUCGAUUUCAGACGGGAGAGAAAGUGACGUACAGGUGUCAGACUGGUCUGCAUCUUCUGGGGUCAUCUGAACGGGUUUGCCUGGAGAACAGGGAGUGGAGUGGCUCAGCGCCACGGUGUCAAGGUCCAAACACCUUCGACUCUCCUGAUUUUGUGGCUGGAGCCAUGGCCGAAUCACUUGCAGGAAUGAUGGAUGUACUUUCUCCAGACUUCAAAAAGAAAAAUGUUGUUCCAUCAUUUGGCCGAAGCUUCCUUGUGGGUGAAGUCAGUCGUAUGCACAUCUACAUCCUACUCGACACAUCGGGAAGCAUCAAGGAGAAGGACUUUAAUAAGUCCAGGAAUGCCACCAUCGCUCUGAUCAAAAAGCUCGACAGCUAUGAAGUCCAGUUGAAUUUCCAUGUGUUGUCAUUUGCCAGUGAAACUAAAGUCAUUGUAGACAUUACAAAUACAGAUGUAAGCGGCAAUGCUGAUGAGGUCAUAGAAGCUCUGAACAACUUUGUCUACAGCAGCCACGGGCGCAAAACGGGCACCAACUUGUCCUCCGCUCUCCAUAAUGUCCAGGGUACCAUGAACUUCUUAAGAGUGAACAGCACCACAAAACAUUUAGAAGGGACUCAGAACAUUAUCAUCAUAGAAACUGAUGGUUAUUCCAACAGAGGAGCCAAGCCUCAGAUCGCUUUGGCCCACAUCCGGAGCUCCCUGGGUUACACCAACAACACAUCUAAUGAUCACUCGAAUGAAAAAAUGUUAGAUGUCUAUGUAUUUGGUGUCGGAAGCAAGGUGAACAAAGAGGAGUUGAAUUCUCUGGCCUCGAAGAAACGUUAUGAGAAACAUUUUUUUGUUCUGGAGACCUAUGAGAAACUGGGAGACGUGUUCAACCAAAUCAUAAGUGACAGUAGUGUGACGAUGUGCGGGGUCGCUCAAGAAGAAAUCUCAAAAGACCUGGAGCAUUCUCAAAUCAAGAGCUACACCAGACCGUGGCAUGUGACUCUGUCAUCAGAAUGUUCUGGAUCAAUUGUAAGCCCAAACUGGGUGCUGACAGCUGCUCACUGCUUUGCCAGAAACAGCAAAGGCAGAGGCCCAAAGCAGCUGACCAUACAUUAUGGUGGUGAACAUGUGGAAUUCAACUAUAUAGUUCUACAUCCAAAGUAUGACGUCUACGCACUCAAACACAGAAAUGUGUCAGAGUUUUAUGACUAUGAUGUGGCUCUGGUACGGACCAUCCGCAGCAUCCCGCUGACCCAGAAGGCCAGACCAAUCUGCCUGCCGUGUACUAUAGCAGCCUCUCGAGCCAUGAAGAAAAUCAACUCCACCUGUGAGGAACACAGGAAGACGCUUCUGGAUCACGCAGAGACUCCUGCUUAUUUUAUCAGGAGGACAGAACGUAAACAAACACACAUCCACACAAACGGUCAGAGGGCUAGCUGUGUGGACAAGGCCAAGUGGUUGCUAAAAGAGCCCACGAAUGUGACUUUAGAUGAGUUUAUACCCGACAGAUUCCUCUGCACUGGAAGCACCGCAAAGUACCAUGGUGCCAUCGCCUGCAAAGGACAAUCUGGCGGAUCCCUGUUUUUGCAGAAAAGAAUGCGCUACUUUCAGGUGGGGGUGGUGAGCUGGGGCACCAUCGACAUGUGUGACAAUAUCAAAGAUGCUAACCCAGAACACAGCAUCGACCGCCCUCCUCCUGAAGCCCGAGACUUUUACAUCGACCUAUUCAAAAUACUGCCAUGGCUGAAAAAACACCUGGGGGAGGAGAUCAAGUUCCUGCCUGAGAUCAAAUGAGCAGAACCUGGAUCAGUCAGGGUUAAACACCAAAAUAAAACCACAAAAAAAAAAGAUAACCAAUUUAAUGGAAAGGCUUUAUGUCUUAUAGCAGUGAUUCUCAAAUAUUUUGGGUCUGGGGACCCCUAACAAGGCUGAAAAAAUUUCC
Messenger RNA from Austrofundulus limnaeus, 2464 nucleotides. RefSeq names its product complement C2. Lineage: Eukaryota; Metazoa; Chordata; Actinopteri; Cyprinodontiformes; Rivulidae. Gene Ontology annotation, cellular component: extracellular exosome; extracellular region. The record is from RefSeq and is a predicted model, not a curated record. Bases 1 to 2316 code for a protein of 771 amino acids. The transcript has 19 exons. Gene Ontology annotation, biological process: proteolysis; response to bacterium; complement activation. Gene Ontology annotation, molecular function: serine-type endopeptidase activity.